Penicillium egyptiacum is the source of this 372-nucleotide messenger RNA. Lineage: Eukaryota; Fungi; Ascomycota; Eurotiomycetes; Eurotiales; Aspergillaceae. The record is from the annotation of a GenBank genome assembly.
AUGACACUCGCGGGGCGUCUCCCUACUCACCGGAACCAUUUCCUACGGCGUCAAGGAGAGGAGAUAGCGCGUAGUUGGAUUCGUUUUGCGAAUGGACUCCCGCCGAUGCCCGGUGCGAAACCGUACGAUCUGGAAGAGGGAAGCAUCAUGAUUUGUGAUAUGCUGCAGGGGUGGACAGUGCGAACCAGAGCGGAGGAUGAAGUCAUCAGCCAGCAAGAUCCGUGGGGUCCCCGGCGGUAUCGUCAGUGGGAAGUUUUGAAUGAGGAGUUGAAAAGAGCCGGACGGGCCAAGGAUGGGUCUGGCUCGGAGAAUGAAAAGAUUGAGGCGACAAGAAACGGCUUGCUAGUAUUGCGUGUAUCCGAGAUGCGUUGA